CCCAGCAUCCCUGGCGCGGCCAUUUCAGCCCCAUCUUGGCUGAGGGGAGGGAGCUGCAGCCGCCGCUUCAGCAGUUUGAAUUUCAGUUUCUCCAGAGCCUGCGAACCGGUCGCACCGAGGAGGAGCCGAAGAAGCUACCGCCGCUACCUCACACAGCUAGAGCGCCGCCGCUUGCCGGCCCGCCGGCCGCCGCCCCUCAUUCUCUCAAGAGCCGCGAGGGGAGGCCGAGACCGCCGCCGCCGCCCGCCCGCGGGGGUGGCUCCCCCUGUAAGGGGAGGACCGAGCCGGCUUUCCCCUCCCCCGGAGCGGGUUUCCGCCAGAGACAGUCGACAUGUCCCUGGGGCUGAGCUCCGGCUAGAGCCGGGGAGGGAGGGCAGCCCGGCCGCACCGAAGCUCCGCCGCCCGCCCGCGGCUCCUGGCUGAAUCAGGAAUUCCCGGCUCCGGACUCGCCACUCCUCCUUCUUCCCUCUCGGCGUCCGAGAGCCCGGAGCUGACGCCGGCACUGGCUCGAGGAGCGGGACAGCACCGCCCCUCACGCCGCCGCCGCCUCCUCCCCUUCGCCCUCCCACUCCCACCCCCAGCCUAGGCCUGCUGACCGCGCGGAGCGCCGAGCUGGACUGACCACGGCGGCCCGGAGACGCGAGGAGGAAGCAGCCGGCCCGCCCCUGGGAUCGCGCUUUCGCUGCCACUGGGGGUAUUGAAUUGAGGCACCGCGACUGCGGGAGGCGAGAAGGAAGGAGGAGCCGCCGCGCGAGUGAGACGGGGGCAGAGCCGAAGAGACCGACACGGAGAAGGAAACGGGAGGAGGAUGUCUCGCGGAGCGGCCGACGCACGGAUCAACCCGUGACUCUUAGAGCGGCGGGCCUCAGACCCCAGCGCGGACGCGGACUUUGUCUUUGGGGGCCCUGCUCUACCCUUCCUGGUUUCCGGCAAGAUCGCAGAGGAGCCGGUGUGCCUCUCUGCCCUCCAGCCUUCUUCACCAUGUCCAAGAUGCCGGCCAAGAAGAAGAGCUGCUUCCAGAUCACCAGUGUCACCACAGCACAGGUGGCCACUAGCAUCACCGAGGACACCGAGAGCCUGGACGAUCCGGACGAGUCACGCACAGAGGACGUCUCCUCCGAGAUAUUCGACGUUUCUCGGGCCACGGAUUACGGCCCCGAGGAGGUCUGCGAGCGCAGCUCCUCCGAAGAGACGCUCAACAAUGUUGGGGAUGCGGAGACUCCCGGUACCGUCUCCCCCAACCUCGUCCUGGACGGGCAGCUGGCGGCCGCGGCGGCCACUCCCGCCAACGGAGGAGGAGCCGCUUCGGCCCGCAGCGUGGCUGGGGUACUGGCCAGUACCCUAGCGGCGGCCGCCACCUCGGCCCCCUCCUCAGGGGCCCCCGGAGCCCCCCCGGUCGCGGGCCCCUCCGCCGGGCCGGGAACUGCCGCCCCCUCGCAGCCCCCCACCACUUGUAGUUCCCGUUUCCGCGUGAUCAAGCUGGACCACGGCAGCGGGGAGCCGUAUAGACGCGGCCGAUGGACGUGCAUGGAAUACUAUGAGCGGGAUUCCGACAGCAGCGUCCUGACCCGGUCCGGGGAUUGCAUUAGGCACAGCAAUACUUUUGAUCAGACUGCAGAUCGGGACAGCGGCCUGGGCGCCACCGGAGGGUCCGUGGUGGUGGUGGUGGCCUCCAUGCCGGGGGCGCACGGGCCCGACUCGGGAACUGACAGUUCCUUGACUGCUGUGUCACAGCUACCCCCGUCGGAGAAAAUGAGCCAGCCCGCCCCGGCCCCGCCGCAGAGUUUUGGCGUUGGGCAGCCGCAGCCGCAGCCGCCGCCCGUAGGUGGGGCUGUGGCUCCGAGCUCGGCUCCGCUGCCGCCGUUCCCGGGAGCCGCGGCCGGGCCGCCGCAGAUGAUGGUAGCCCCGCCGCCCAGCCAGCCCCCGGGCGCCGCGCCUGGCUCCGUCCCACCGGGGCCCAACGGACAGGCGCUGCCGCUGACGAAUGUAACCCUGGUGCAGCCCGGCCUGGCCCUGCCUCCGCAGCCCGGCCCGGCCGUGGGCGCUUCUGCCGCGCCGCCGCCCCAGCAGUUCGCGUAUCCCCAGGCUCAGAUUCCGCCGGGCCAUCUGCUGCCCGUCCAGCCCGCCGGCCAGAGUGAGUACCUGCAGCCGCACGUGGCCGGCCUGCAGCCGCCCAGCCCGGCGCAGCCCUCGUCCGCGGGCGCCGGAGCGGGCCCCGCCGCGGUAGCCGGCCUCCCCGGGGGCCCCAGCCAGAACGCCUCCUCCACGGGCGCGCAGAUGAUGGGCGCGGCCUCCCUGCCUGGCGAAGCCGUGGCCCCGGGGCCGGGCCCAGCGCAGGGCGGACCGGCCGCGCCCGGUCAGCCGGCCGGAGUGCCCCCGGCUGCCGUGGGAGGCUCGGCGCCGUCGGGCCUGGUUCCCGCCGGGGCCGGGCAGCCUCAGCCCGCGCCUCCGCCGCAGAUGGGUGGCAGCGGCGCGCCAUCGGCAGUGCCCGGCGGCCCUCACGCCGUGGUGCCCGGAGUUCCGAACGUGCCUGCUGCCGCGCCCGUUCCCAGCGUGCCUAGUGUGUCUACCACUUCUGUUACUAUGCCAAAUGUACCCGCGCCCUUGGCCCAGGCGCAGCAGCUGGGCAGCCAUCCUCCGGUCAGCAGGAGCGGCAGCAUCAUCCAGCACGUGGGGCUGCCCUUAGCGCCAGGCACGGCCAGUGCACCGACGAGUCUACCGCAGUCUGACCUAAGCCAGUUUCAGACUCAGACCCAGCCUUUAGUCGGGCAAGUUGACGAUACUAGAAGAAAAUCCGAAUCCCUACCUCAACCACCACUUUCUCUCAUUGCUGAAACUAAGCCUGUUGUGAAGCCUCCUGUUGCAGAUGCCCUGGCAAACCCCCUUCAGUUAACACCUAUGAACAGUCUCUCCACCUCUGUAUUCAGCAUAGCUAUUCCUGUUGAUGGUGAUGAAGACAGGAAUCCUUCAACUGCUUUCUUCCAAGCGUUCCAUUUGAACACGAUUCAGGAAUCAAAGAACCUCUGGGAUAGUGCAUCUGGGGGAGGUGGUGUAGCCAUUGACAACAAAAUAGAACAAGCAAUGGAUCUGGUGAAAAGCCAUUUGAUGUAUGCAGUAAGAGAAGAAGUGGAAGUUCUAAAGGAACAAAUAAAAGAAUUAGUUGAAAGAAACUCUUUACUUGAACGAGAAAAUGCACUGUUAAAAUCUCUUUCAAACAAUGAUCAGUUAUCCCAACUCCCAGCCCAACAGGCCAAUGCUGGUAGCACUUCUCAACAGCAAGCAGUGAUAGCACAGCCUCCGCAGCCAACACAGCCUCCGCAGCAGCCGAAUGUGUCCUCAGCAUAAAGCUUUCUUGCCUCAUUAAGAAAAAAACUGAAAGCAGUCUAUCCUUGUGUGCCACUGGUGUUCUUUCCACUUUAUACGAAAGCAAGUAGCCAUGCUUCAGUUGUGUGUUUGGCCUUUUCAGUAUUAGACAAUCAUUCUACAAGAGCUUUUCCUCUCUUUGAGAUGUCAUGCAGUGCUGUUGAUGUCCAGUUUAUGUCAUCAGUACACAAGGAGAAUAAUAGAUGGGGUGUAUUCAAGAGAGCAAAGUUAGCAUUUUACCUGGUGCGCACGAGUGGGGUCUUUUAAGAGCUUUGGUGGCUCUCCCAUGUUUCCUAUUAUCCAUGGAUUUACCCUGAGCCUUCCUAUCGCAUUAUAAAUAACAGUUCAUCUAAAGAGCCACUUUUCUUUCAAUAUCAGUAACAUUUGCCUACAUAAGUUUUCAUUUAUUUGUGUUUUAUUUAUUACAGGGCUGCUAUUUUCAUAAUGUACAUGAACAAUGUCACAGAACUUUUUUAAUUUUUUUGAAUAAUUAUAAGUAUCAGUAAAGGAAUUGAAAGACAGGAUUGCAUUUAAUAGAUGAAACGUUUAGGCAAUAAUUGAACAAAAGAAUCCUGGCAUAUUUCUAACACUAAUGACAAUUUACCUUCGGUAUUUAUUUUCAGUAGUAAAGACCCAGCUUGAAUGUAAAUUUUGUAUAGUGUAAGUAUGAAGAACAUAGUGCAACUGUACAGGUAGUCACCAGUUAUUGUGAUAUAAUAAAUAAUUGGGCUAUUUUGAUGAAGAAAACUUUGUUCAUUUGUUUCUACUUUCUAAUAGAGAAAUUGCCACGAUUCCUCUGCUUUUUGACAUUUCGUAUGACUUUUUUUUCGGGUGGGGAUAAAAAGCUGUGAAAUUGUUCAACCUACUUUGUAACCAAAGAAGCAAAGCUGUGUAAUGGAGUUUUGUUGGGUUUUUUUGUUGUUUUUUUUUUUAUAAUGCACAUUCUUUAUGUAUUUUUAUUUAGUGUUCUCUCGGUCACAAUUUUCUUUGCUGUCUAGCAUGAUCUGCAUGACCUAUAAUCUUUGAACCACUUUCGUACCUCAUGUUUUUAUCCAGCACUCUUAUUGUAAUAUGUACUAGUCUGUGAACAAUGUCAAAUAAAAAAGAACGAACAGGUAGUAUGGUGGAGCUGAGCUAGUGUACUAUACACUAGUUGUAAAAAAAAAAAAAAAAAA
Messenger RNA from Lipotes vexillifer (Yangtze River dolphin), 4538 nucleotides. RefSeq names its product TSC22 domain family member 2 (gene TSC22D2). The record is from RefSeq and is a predicted model, not a curated record. The transcript is spliced from 4 exons. Gene Ontology annotation, biological process: regulation of transcription by RNA polymerase II. The coding region runs from base 982 to 3345 and encodes 787 amino acids. NCBI's taxonomy places the organism in Eukaryota, Metazoa, Chordata, Mammalia, Artiodactyla, Lipotidae.